AUGACGAAUAAUGGUUUAAGUGUUGUAUCUCAAUUAAUAGCUUCAAUCAUUUACCUGAUCUUGUUGCCAUUUGGUGAUUUCUUUGGUAGACAUUUAAGUCUUUAUCUUGCAUUCAACAUUGGGUUCAUACACGGUGGAUCUUCUGGGACACUUGGGGCAAUCCUUUACUUUCGAAACAAAUUAUAUGUUCUCGGUGUUCUUAUUUCAAUAUUUUUAUUCUUGGUGUUAGUGCUGACCAUCUUUCACAUUAUUUUGACGGUUCAAGUUUAUAGACUUUUUAAGAGCAGAAAUUUUACUAUAUGUCCAAGACUUAAUCAUACUGGUGCCACUGUUGCCCCUGAUCCCGAAUUGUCUCAUCAUGUAGAACAACCUGAUUAUCCAACUAUACCGAACGAAAUCCAAGUGCCAGAAGGAAACGACUUUAAAUUUUUACUUUACGCUUUGGGUUUAAACGUAUACGUUUGCAAUACUACUACUUCAGAAUGGGUUUUCACUCGCGCAAUUGAUACAACACUUAUCAAUGAUAUCACAAAGAAGGAGAUGUUUAUUACAAAAUAUGAAGUCGCCGAGCAUUUCUUUCUAGAAAAACCCGUAAAUGGUGGUUUGGCAAUUUGGAAAUCUUUGUCACCAGGUGAUGACUCUUAUGUGAUUACAUCGCUUGCCGCAACAGUCACAUCACCUGAUGGCAUUGAUAAUGAUUAUUGGCUUUCACUGAAAGUAACUGCAACCGGAGGUUAUGGUGCAUUUGCUGAUAAUACAUAUAUCCUUCGUGUAAAUACUCAAAAAGGAAUGCCGCCUCCUGCUAAUGAAUGUGGUACGAAAUAUGAAAAUGUUCAAAUAAUGGAAGACAAAAUUUCUACUUUGGACAAUGUUCUUCCUUGUACGACCAUGAAAGAAACGAACGGGAAUGUACUUCCUUCUUCUUCGUUGCCUCCAGAAAUUCUAGUCAACAUAUUUGGUUUUCUUUGUUCGGUCACGGACCUGUUAUCAUGUGCUCAAGUUAAUCAAGCUUGGCAUCAUGUAAUCACAGCUUUCUACAUAUGGCACACAACAAAAUUUAAAAAUUAUGAAACAUUUUCAAGAUUUCAUGAAAUAUUGCAAAUGAUAUCAAAGACGAGAAGGAAACGGGCAUUAGAAAAUUGGGAUAAACUUAUAGCUGCUUACUUGAGCUCCGUUACAGAAACUUCCAAAUCAGAAACUUCUGAUGAUGAUGUAGGUGAAGGUGAUGAAACGGUGGGAUCACCGACUCCUUUAGCAAAUCAAACUUAUUUUCAUUCAACAAGAUAUUAUGGUCAUUUCGUUAUAAAACUUGACUUAUCCAAGAUUCAUAAAAAAGCGAAUAUCACCGAAAAGAUGUUUUGCGAUUUGUUUCCAAAUAUACCAAACCUUGAAAACGUCAAUUUUUAUAAUUGUUACACGGUUACUGAUGAAGUAAUAAAAAACUUGACGGAAUCAUGUCAUCGCCUAAGGAAAUUAAAAUUAUUCGGAUGUACAAGUCUCUCAAACAAAUCUUUGGAUUAUAUCGGAAUGCAUUGUACGGAACUCACCUUUUUAAACAUGGGAUUUUGCACGUAUGUUACUUCGACUGCAUUACAAAGAUUAUUAGAAAGAUGUAGACGACUUUCAACUCUCGUAAUAUCACAUUGCUCAAAUGCACCAGCAAUUACCUUGAUUCCCAUGGUAAAAAAUCUUCAAGGAUUACAAAAAUUAUACAUGUAUCGUGGUUUUACCUCGGAUUUAAUAGUUAAAAGUCUUAUCCCGCAGAUACCAAGACUUCGUAAAUUGGAUUUGGGAAUCAGUAAACCAAAAAUUACUGAUGUUGGCGCAGAUAUUAUUGCUCAAUAUUGUCCAAAUCUGGUUCACCUCUCUUUGUCAUUUAGUCUAGUUACAUGUGAAGGUCUAAAGAAUAUUGGGCAAGGAUGUAAAAAACUUUCAUUUCUUGAUUUAAGUGGAUGUUGUAACAUUGGUCAUGGACUUUAUGAUGUAUUAAAAUAUUUUACUGAAUUAAAAACCAUUUACCUCAAGUCUUUAUUACAGAUAUCCGGAAAAUCCUUUUCUACUAUCAUUAAAUCUAAUAUUGAACACGUUUCAUUUUUUAGUAGUAAGAUUUUAGAAGCAGAAACUUAUGAUGUUCCUUCUAAAGAAGAUAAAUCUUAUUCAAAAGUGAAAAAGUUGAUUUUGGAUUAUUGUGAGAUUUCAAAUAAAAAUCUAAAGCAAAUCGCCCAUUGGUCUAAAAAUUUGGAACAUUUAGAUAUUAGUUUAGUUUAUGAUGCUGAUGAUGAGAUAUUACAAUUUUUAUGUGAUAAUUUAGAAAAUUUGAAGUUUGUUUUAGCGAGGGGUUGUUAUAGAAUUAGCCAAGUCAAACAAGCUGAAUUAAAUAAGCAUCAAAGGAUCAAGUUUAGUUUCUAA
Molecule: messenger RNA, 2409 nt
Organism: Funneliformis caledonium
Lineage: Eukaryota; Fungi; Glomeromycota; Glomeromycetes; Glomerales; Glomeraceae
Source: the annotation of a GenBank genome assembly